AUGGAAAUGAGUGAACUAGCGGUAGAGCACUUCAAAGAGAUUCUAGGUCCGUCAAACUACUUGAGACCUGCUAUCUGGUCCCCUCACUCCUGGUUUGCGGAUCUCAUUCAGUUCAGAUGUUCCCUGCAACAAUCCCAGCUAAUGUUAUCAGUACCAAGUGCUGAUGCAAUACGAGCAAUGUUCUUCAAGCUAAACCCAAAUAAAGCUCCUGGGCCUGACGGAUUAACCUCUGGUUUCUACAAAGCAAGUUGGGAAACUAUAGGGCGAGAGUUGGUGGCUGCAACACAACUUUUUUUCCAUUCUGGGUUCCUUCCUACCACAACUAAUGCCACCAUUCUUUCCCUCAUACCAAAGUUUCCGGGUGCUACAAAAGUUUCAGAUUACAGGCCAAUUGCUUGUCUAAACACAGUUUAUAAGGUGAUUUCAAGGAUGUUGGUUGCGAGAUUAAAGCCUAUCCUGCAAGACCUAAUUCUACCUUGCCAAACGGCGUUUGUGAAAGAUCGCUUGCUAGUGGAAAAUACUGUUUUAGCUGGGGAGUUAGUUCAUGGCUAUCAUAAGAACAAAGGAAUUCCGAGAAUUACCAUCAAAGUAGACAUCGCCAAGGCUUUCGACACUCUCUCCUGGGAAUUCCUCUUCACUUGUCUUGAAACUCUACACCUGCCUCCUCAUUUCAUCACCUUGCUCAGGGCUUGUGUCUGCAAAACAAGUUUCAUGGUUGGUUACAAUGGAACGGUCAACGGUUAUUUUAAAGGCAAAAGAGGCCUGAGACAGGGAGACCCUCUUUCUCCCUAUCUUUUUGUAAUCGCCAUGAACUGCCUCUCUUUUAUGCUAAACUCUGCAGCUGCUCAGGAAAAAAUCAAAUACCAUGUUAACUGUAAGAAGAUGAAGCUGACGCACCUAUCAUUUGCUGAUGAUCUCCUCAUUUUCAUAGACGGCUCGAUCGAAUCUGUCCAACAGGUGCUGCAUGUUCUUAAAGAGUUUGAGCAAAGGUUCGGGCUCGCAAUAAGUAUGCAGAAAUCGAGCUUCUUUGCCUCAGGGCUCCCUGACCAAGUCAUUGACACAAUCCAAGCUUCUACUGGUAUGAUCUGCGGAGAGCUCCCGAUUCGCUACCUAGGGGUGCCUUUGAAUUCCAGAAAGUCUGGCUCGAUCUGGGUUGCAUGGUUUAUAGAGGUAAUCCUUAAAGGCUCAAUACACAACUAUUGGACAACCAAACCGAAGGCUUCCUUCUCCUGGCUCGCAAACAAGUUGCUCAAGCUCAAAGAUGUAGUCUUCCCGCUCAUCAAGCUUCGACUAGAGAAUGGUAUGUCGGCACGGUUCUGGUUUGAUAAUUGGUCGCCUUUUGGAAGCAUUGCUACCUAUCUCAACUUGACUGGCUCAAGACUUGGUAUCCCACUAUCUGCAACGGUAGCUUCUCUCUAUAGGAACGGUAACUGGUGUCUCCCACCUGCAAGAUCAGAGCAACAAACCCAACUUCAGAUUCACUUGACGACUGUCAAUUUAACUUCAGAUAAAGACUACUUCGAAUGGGAAAUUGAUAGUAGGGUCACCACCACCUUCUCAACUGGUGAUGUCUAUACCUAUCUUAGAGGAACAGUGAAUGAGGUUGACUGGGCUACUGUGGUUUGGAACUCUUAUGGGAUCCCUCGUCACAACUUCCACACAUGGCUAAUGAUUUUGGAUAGGUGCCCGACGAGAGACCGCUUGCUUCGUUGGGGAAUCUCAGUUUCACAUCUCUACUUGCUGUGUAACAAUGCUUCUGAGAGCCGUGAUCACAUCUAUUUCGACUGUAACUUCUCCUUCGACUUAUGGGCAAUAAGCGCGAGGAGAUGUGGGCUCACUCCAAACCGUUCCUGGUCAGACACCAUCACGCAACUGAAAAGCCUCCCAAUGGACCGUUCAUCGAGACCUCAUAGACUUCUUGUCCUCCUAGCUUGGCAAUCUACGAUUUAUUGGGUCUGGAAUGAGAGAAACGCACGAUUGCACUCUAACACCUAUCGCUCCAUCGACUCUCUCUUCAAAACUAUUGAUCUUCAGAUUAGAAACAGAACUCAGAGUUUCCGGGUGACUAACCCAAGACUGUCUUCCCAACUACUACAGUCCUGGAUCCGACUUGCAUGA
Brassica napus (rape) is the source of this 2118-nucleotide messenger RNA. RefSeq lists its product as uncharacterized. The transcript is spliced from 2 exons. Lineage: Eukaryota; Viridiplantae; Streptophyta; Magnoliopsida; Brassicales; Brassicaceae. The record is from RefSeq and is a predicted model, not a curated record. The coding region runs from base 1 to 2118 and encodes 705 amino acids.